AUGAAAGCCUUGAUGAGAAACACAAACAUUCAUGGCAAUUUUAAGGCUUUCACUAUUCUCUUAAUGACAUUAGUAUUGGUAGGCCAAGUAUGCUUAAUAGUCCAAGCAAAUGAAUCAUCGGAUGAAGCCUCAUUCCAUGCUCAAAAACUUGUUCGGAGCCUUAUUCAACGACAAAAUAUCAGAGAAUUUGCACUUCUCUAUGGCUUGAAAGUGCCAGAACCAAUGAAGAGCAGUACAAUUGAGGAAGGAGGAUUUGAUGAAUCCUCUUUUGAUUGGGAUUUGGACGAGAGAGUCAAAGUUACGAAUCAUUUCGACGCUCUUUCUCUGAAUUGCAGAAAGACCGUUGUUUCAUGCUUGUACGCCCAAAAAGCAAUCAAAACUCACUUUGAACAAACUCAAUCUUUGCAAAACUUUAUUCAACAAAAGCUCGAUCCUUGUGGUCCUGAGGCCAAAAACGUUUUCCAUGAAUUGUAUUCGAACCACGCCAAGGGAAUUUCGGACCUCAUCUUCGAGGCUUUGAUAUUGAAGGCAAACACCAAGCUAUCGAUGCCUCUUGUGGGUGCAGUCGUUGGAGCUUUCUUCAUAAUGGUGUACCUUGUUUCGCAAAUGAAUCAAACCUCUGCUCAACUUGCUCAAUCUAAAAAGGAGAGUACUAAACUACAUCAUGAUAUGAAAACGGUAAUCGAAAACCACAAAGAAAAUGAGGCAAAAGUUUCAACUCUCAAGCAACAACUAGAAGACAAGAACACGCUACUGAAUGAGGCGACAAUUUCUCUACAGGAAAACAAACGUGCUAUGCAGUUCACUAAAGAUCGUUUAGAACGAUUGGAAAAUGAAAAACAAGACUUGGAAAAAAAGAAUAGAGAUCAAGAAAAACAGAUCAAAGAUUAUACGAGAGAGUGCUUGCAGAGAGAUGCAAAAUGGAAAGAAUCUAACAAACAGUUGGAGAAGGACCUUUCACAAAUGUCGCAAGAAGUCAACAAGUUGAGACAGGAAAAUAAUUCUGCUUCACAAGUCAUUUCAUCAUUGGAGUUUGACAAGCUGCAACUAAUGUCAAAAGUUGAAGAUGAUACGUUAACUGUCUCAAAACUUAAGAAUGAAGUUAACAACGUCAGAAAGCAACUACUAUCACAGAUCGAACAGCAUACUGCAGUAGUGUUAUCCAUGCAGAAAGAAAUUUCUAAACUUCAAACCGAAAUAACAAACAAAUCUAUGGAAUAUAACAAAAUUUGGUCGGAACUCAACACUCUCAACGUAGAGAAGAGUGAAUUGGAAACAGACAACAAAAUAUUUGAGAGCGAAAACAAGAAUCUCAAGGAAUCAUUGAAUCAUGCUUUGAAAGAUCUAUCUGUAGCAAGAAGCGAAUUGAAAUCUAAAAGUGUCGAUACUGAAAAGCUUGAAAAGCAUUUACAGGACACUAAACAACAGUACGAUCACACACUUCAGCUAAUGGAUGAUCUUAAAUCAAAAUUACAAGUUCAGGAAUCGGAAUUAUCAAAUGUUAAACAUACGUUGGAAGAACAGAACGAGAGAUUGACCGGUGAAAUUUCAAAGCACGAACAAGAAAACAUGCGCUUGACACAUAUUGUCGAGAAGUAUAGACUGGAAAUUCAAAUGAAAGAGAAAGAAAUUGAAGAAAAAGAUCAAAUUAUCUACAGUCUUAAAUCAGAAUGCAUUGUCAUUGAAGAUCUACGAACAGAAAUUACAAAAAAGAGCUCUACCUUAGAAGAAAAGAUUAUGGAGAUGGGUAAACUUCAACAAGAUUUGAUACUGCUCAAAAAGAACAAAGAUCUUCAAGAAAAAUCUUAUUCCGAAUUAGGGUCUGCAUUGAAGAAGCAACAAUCUGAAUAUGAAGAAAAAAUUACUUCACUUACCAGAGAAUUGGAUGAAGCUACCUCUACAGCAGCCCAUUUACUCAACGACAGUAACAAGAUGAAAGAAGCACUUGACAGAGCAAAUUUAAUGCAAAACGAAUUAGAGUCGCAACACACGGCUGCUAUUAAUGAAUUGAACCACAAACUGCAAGAAAAUGCGUUAUUAAUGAGCGAAAAAGAAGAAGAAAUCAAGAAACUUUACCAACAGAUCGAUGCCCAAACAUAUGCCAGUAUGAAAAAGAAUGAAGAACUUAUCAAAUAUAAGGAACAGAUUGACUCACAUCAAAAAGUUCUUGAGAAUAUCAGUAGUUUAGAGAACGCGAAUGCAUCAUUGAAUUCUCAACUAGAAACGAUUAGAAAUGCCUAUGAAAAACAGUUAAACACUCUCAAGGAAUCCAAGGCCGCUGAAAUUAAGGUGUUUAAGAAGAGUAUUAUGGAAUUAGAACACCGAGUGGGUCUAUAUGAAAAGAAAGUAGCCCAAUCAAACACUCAAAUUACAGAACAACUCAAGAAAAUUGACGAACUUCAGAACAAGGCCAAAGAAAAGAACAGUGAUUCUGCGUUCACAACAACACUGGAACAGAGAAGUCAACAAGAACGAGAUUUGGAACUCCUCUUGGAAAAGAAAGAUACCGAGUUGAACAGUUUGAAGUCACAACUAUCUGACCUUUCUCUCAAAUAUCAAUUGUUGCAGGGUGCCAAUGCGACAAGUCUACUCGAUGAAAAUACCAAACUAAAAAAGCAAUUGGAAAAUUUGCAAGACACCAAACAAAAGCUCAUGAACAAUUACAAUCAAGAAAAGGCUACUUGCGAAAAACUGAGAACUGAGCUCUCACGAUUGAACAGUGCCAUGAAGAAGAAAAAGUAA
Molecule: messenger RNA, 2742 nt
Organism: Naegleria lovaniensis
Lineage: Eukaryota; Heterolobosea; Eutetramitea; Acrasida; Naegleriidae
Exons: 1
Coding region: 1-2742 (913 amino acids)
Source: RefSeq, a predicted model, not a curated record